Messenger RNA from Bactrocera dorsalis (oriental fruit fly), 2209 nucleotides. RefSeq lists its product as uncharacterized. Gene Ontology annotation, molecular function: protein binding. The transcript has 5 exons. Lineage: Eukaryota; Metazoa; Arthropoda; Insecta; Diptera; Tephritidae. The coding region runs from base 79 to 1929 and encodes 616 amino acids. The record is from RefSeq and is a predicted model, not a curated record.
ACACAUCUCCAAUUGUUUUUAAAUGGUAAACUAAAUAGUUGGUGCCUUCCAACAAAGUUGCAGAAAAUAUUGUAGAAAAUGGAUUCCGGGACUGAGGAAAAAACACCAGAACUGCAAAAUGAUCUCCCUGAGCAAAGAAUACAACGAAAACGUCGCCAUACGGAUGACGUUGAACAACAGAACGGUGACACUGUAUCUAAUACGAAUUAUGGAGCCGUGGCGGAGUAUAUACCUGCUGCAAAGGUGCGCGGUGUUGUUGAAUCUAACAGAGUUGGUAUCACAGACUUUCCGGACGAGCUUCUUUACGAAAUAUUUAAAAAUUUAGACUCCUGGUCGUAUUACGUACUUAUGCACUGCUGCAAUCGUUUCUAUACUUUAUUGAUGGACCGACGAUUUUGGCAUCAUAUAGAUCUCAGUCAAAAACUAUUACCAUUAGGUAUACUUGAAUUUGUAAUGGAACGUACACAUCAAGGGACUACAAGCAUAAAAUUGAGAGGUCCAUCUAGAAAAUAUACAAGUGCGGAAAUAAUAAAGUUUAACAAAACGUUGGCAGACACUUUCGCUUUGCGAAGUACACAAUUAAGUAUUUUGGAAUUGCGUGGUGUUACAGUAGAUCUUAGGAAUGUACGAAUUGUGAAUUUUCCGAAAACUUUAAAGCGGUUAGUUUUUAAAGAUUGUAAUAUCUGUAAACCACCAGAAGAACAAACGGUUUUUUCUGGUAUUCACACACAUCUAGUGAAUUUGGAGGAACUUGGUAUUGAAUUCUGCAGUUGGUUUGAACCUUAUUACAUCAUGAUGAUAUCCAAAAUACCUUCACUGCGUUGGCUUAGCCUCAAAGGUUGUCCGCGUUUGGGUGAUUUUAUACCUUAUGGUAGCAUGGCUGCUCGUUUUGGUUUUAAAAAAUUAGAGUACUUGGAUUUGCGUUUUACACCUAUAACAGAUUCAGAUGUUCAAUGUUUUAAUGUGGUGCUAACAUUAAAAGAAUUACUACUGGAGUGUCCCUUAAAUAUGCGUGCCAACGAUGCAAAAACUAGCUUAUCAACAAAAAAUAAAAAUAAAGAUUCUGAUAGUAAGGAUUGUCAACCGUCCACAUCGAAGGCAUCAGCUUCACGCGAAGACAGUAAUUCACCUAUUAAUUCCAUAACUGUGGAGGCAAAUUCAAAUACAGCCGGACAAGAGGAACGUGAAGAUACAACCCCGGAACAACCGACUUGUUCUAGCCCACAACCCUCUACAUCAUCCUCUUCGUCUUCUACAUCAUCAUCAUCGCCUUCAUCUGCAAUGAAUUCACCUUUUGCAUCACCUUCGCGCUUAGCGCUAGACAAUCCAACAGACAACAACAACGCGCCAGAACCGGCCGGCAAUGUACCAUCACGCAGCCGAUUUUUACCACGUCCAGAUCAAGUUAUAUUCUUAGAUUUUGUAAACCGCCGUCCUAGUAUACGGCAUGUGCGUCCACCGCCUAUAUCGGAUAAUCAAAUCGAUCAAAUGAUACAACAUCCAUUAUUUUGGAAUAUAAUCAAUCCAUUGGGCGGACGUGAAGCUAGCAGGUCGAGCUCUGGGUCAGGGCAAGUACCGCACUUCAGUCAUCACCCAUGCUGUCGCCAAUAUCCCAUUUCAGAUCGUGGAAUUUGUUGCUUUGGAAGACCGCAAAAUCCAGUGGAGCCUGGAGUAAUUUGGAUUCGUAUUGGCAAUCGUCCGAGCGAAAAUAGCUUUGUAAGACUUAGUGUAAGAAAUUAUAAAAAAGUCACCGACAUCUCACUGCAUCAUCUCGUGCAAUGCUCACCUGAGCUCAUAUAUCUGGAUCUGAGUGGUACCAGCGUAACGCGUGAGGGCGUUAAACGCUUCAAAGCUGGAAAACCUGAAUGCCAAAUCAUAGCCGAUCAUCUUAUUGAGACUAACGACCCGGAUGUACCGACACUAGAUUAAUUCUAAAGUACGUUUAUACCCUUGGUGCUGUAAUAUUUAUGCUAAACUAAUAUGCACACAAAAUACUACAUACAUACAUACAUACAUAUAAGUAUAUGUAUAUUUCUCUUAACAUAGUUAAUAAGGACGCAUAUGAAACUUGUUGACAUAAAUUUUAUUCAGAAAUAUUAUUUUGAAAGUAUAUAUACAUACAUACAUAUACAGCGGAGAGAUAGUUUUCACAAUGUUUAAAAAGAUAGUGAUAAUAAUAAUUGAAUAAAUAUAGGAAAUAAUAAGCUUA